This is a messenger RNA of Drosophila willistoni, 2246 nucleotides long. RefSeq names its product glucose-6-phosphate exchanger SLC37A2 (gene MFS16). Gene Ontology annotation, molecular function: glucose 6-phosphate:phosphate antiporter activity. Bases 236 to 1825 code for a protein of 529 amino acids. Gene Ontology annotation, cellular component: membrane. The transcript has 7 exons. NCBI's taxonomy places the organism in Eukaryota, Metazoa, Arthropoda, Insecta, Diptera, Drosophilidae. The record is from RefSeq and is a predicted model, not a curated record. Gene Ontology annotation, biological process: transmembrane transport.
AAAGAGAGCAAAGAGAAAGAGCAAAGUAGAAGUGGACAAAACAAAAAAAGAAGAAAGAAAACUAUUAUUAAGAGAUUUUGAAUUCAUUAUUAAUGUUUAUUCAGCGGUGAAACACUUGCAACAGCUGUCAAGUUAGCUGUAAAUGUGUGGAAAGACCGGAAAAUCUAAAAGCUUGAAGAACGCCGUAGAAACAGCAAUCAGGAUCUGAUCGCUGGACGUGGCGGUACAACUGUCGAUGAGAUCUCUACCACAUCUGGGAUCAGCAGUAAGAACGCGCAAAAUGAGUAACAACUACAACGAUAUACCCGUUGGCAUAAAAUUAGUGCAAAACUUAGCCCGACAAUGCUGUCCACGUGUUCAUGUCCGCAAGGAUUUGCUCUUCAAGGGGUCAAUAUUUGUGCUAACAUUCCUGGCCUAUGCCUGCUAUCAUAUGACCCGUAAACCCAUUUCGGUGGUUAAAUCGGUUCUACAAGGAAAUUGCUCUACCACCCUAGACUGCGGCUAUGCACCAUUUAAUGGACCCGAUGCUUCCACUUUAUUUGGCAUGCUGGACUCGGCUUUCCUUUUCACCUAUGCCAUUGCCAUGUUCAUGUCCGGCUUUGUGGCCGAACGUGUUUCGUUGCGUUAUUUUCUAUCCAUGGGCAUGAUUCUAACUGGCGUUUUUACCUAUAUGUUUGGCUUGGCACGAACCUCUAAUAUCCAUAGUCUUUCAUAUUUCAUCUUAGUACAAAUCGGUGCUGGCAUCUUCCAAACCACCGGCUGGCCUGGUGUUGUUACAUUGGUGGGUCGCUGGUUUGGCAAAUCCAAACGUGGUCUGAUCUUUGGCAUUUGGAAUAGUCACACAUCAAUCGGCAAUAUCCUGGGCACACUGAUAGCCGCUCAUUAUGUGGAAACCGAUUGGGCCAUGUCAUUUGUGGUGCCAGGCAUUAUAAUUGGGGCCAUUGGGUUUUUAUUGUUCCUAUUUCUGGUCGAUCAACCGGAGAUUGUUGGCUGUCAUCGAGAGAAUAGCCAGCAUGAACAGCGCCGUUUGACCAAUGAGUCGGAUGCAGAGAACAAUGACAAUGAUGAGGAGGAAGCACGUCAUAAUGCAAGUGAUAUCAUUUACAGACCAGUGCCAACUGAACGCACUCCCAUUUUGGCCAGACCUGCACAAAAUGCACAGAGAAACCAUCAUGGACAACCCAUUGGUCUGAUUGAUGCUCUGUUUAUUCCCGGUGUCGUGGAGUUUUCUUUAUGCCUAUUCUUUACUAAAUUGGUCAGCUAUACUUUUAUGUAUUGGUUGCCCAUGUACAUACAAUAUUCCAGUACCUUGGGGCCAGAGCUGUCCGCUGAUCUAUCAACACUCUUCGAUGUUGGUGGCAUUUUGGGAGCCAUAACAGCUGGUUACUUGGCCGAUUUGACUGGAAUGUCGGCAACAAUUUGUACAGGAAUGUUGUUCAUAGCCUCGCCCAUAUUGCUAAUGUAUCAACAAUAUGGUGCCUUGUCAGUUACUAUCAGUUCGCUGCUGCUCAUAACAGUGGGCAUCUUUGUGAAUGGUCCAUAUGCCCUGAUUACCACCUCCGUGAGUGCUGAACUGGGCCAGCACAGUUCAAUUGAGGGCAAUUCCAAUGCUUUGGCCACUGUUACAGCCAUUAUAGAUGGCACUGGUUCAAUAGGUGCUGCCGUUGGACCACUCUUAGCUGGCCUUAUCUCAAACACGGGCUGGCAGAAUGUCUUCUAUAUGCUUAUAAUAUCCGAUAUUAUAGCCAUGAUAUUGCUAAUGCGUUUGGUUACCAAGGAAUGCAGCUCCCUGCGACGUUCGGUUACACGUAUACGGAUUGAAUAGCAGGAAUCUGAACAGGAAUCGGAUGCAAUUUAACUUAGCAUAUUUAUUUUCAUAUAUCAAUGUUUCUUUUUUCUUUGGUGUAAAUAGUUUAAAUGAAUUUUUUGCGUUAUCAUUCGAGAGCAUAUCAGAGUUUGAUCUGAAAGUUAGAUUUAUCCUAUACACAUUUAUAUAUUUACAUAUAUAUAUACAUCGCCUAUAACUAAUGUUAUUUUAAAUGUACGAGAAUUUCACUACAAUGUUUUUAUAUACCUUUAUAUACAUCAAGUGCGUGUGCGUGUUCAGAGUCUCUUUGUUUUUAAGUGCCGAACUUUAUAUAAAUAUAAUGUUUAGUUACAAUACCUAAAACACAAAAAAUAGCUUCAUGGCUUAAGCUGUGACUGCUAUGUAAAUACAGUUAACUACCACUUUUUGGUAACCAAAA